Messenger RNA from Pestalotiopsis fici W106-1, 1185 nucleotides. RefSeq lists its product as uncharacterized. NCBI's taxonomy places the organism in Eukaryota, Fungi, Ascomycota, Sordariomycetes, Amphisphaeriales, Sporocadaceae. The record is from RefSeq and is a predicted model, not a curated record. Bases 1 to 1185 code for a protein of 394 amino acids. The transcript is spliced from 3 exons.
AUGGACAUCCCCGCUGCCGCCUUGCGCCCUCAGGGCAUGGGACUCCUCGAGAAUGAUAUCCGGCUCAUCAUCUUCCUCGUGGUCGAUUUCAAGUCAAUUCCUAAUCUUGCCCUUACCAGCAAAGCGUGGACCACCACAUACGCCGCGCAUCGAACAUACAUCCAUCGCUACUGCCUUCGUGGCGUCAUUGGCGAAGAGAAUAUGUCAAUUGCCUUUGCCCGCUAUGCCGCUUCGCAGCUCACCUGGACGCCUUCGCCCAUACGCGGCUUCAGCAAGUCGUGCUCUCUUGAAGAACUACCUGUCAAACUCCAAGAGUUCGGCAACAAAUACCUGGUUCCUGGAGCCUUAAUGCCGUCGGAUAUUGACCAUAAAAUGGCUAGAGGCAUGAUUCACUUCCACACACAUGUGAGAAACUGGUCAUCAAACUUCGGUUAUUUAUCUAGGGAGUCGUGGACGGAUCGUCUAUGGGACUUUGAGAGCCUCGCAUUGAACAACCAAGAGAUAUCGAGAUUCGAAAAUUCCGUGUACAUCCUCGAGAUUCUGAGGCUGCUAUUUCCUGUAUACUUGGAGGACGACCGCGAGGAAGACAGAGAAAUCUUCACCGCUCUUUGUCAUUUCUUCGCGCCAUGGCAAUUGCACAUUAUUAAAGAGAUCGAAAACAACAUGAUCGAACUUUGCCCAGAUUGGUAUCUCUCGGAAUUCACCGAUAACAACGUCGUUAGCGAUGUCUCGGCAUUUGAGGCCAUUUUUUCAUCAUUAGGCGUGGAAGGAAUUAGCGAGAAUCGUGUUCAUGGUGUUCUCAAAUGCCAGUCAUUGGUGGAGGACAUGCUGCGGGCUGAGAACAGACAGAUCUUUGCUUUGACCCCACGACAUGAAUAUCAGCCUCCUCUCGGUACUUUAAGCUGGCUCUUUGAGAAAGAUACCUUGCAUCAGAUUCAACGUGCUGAUAUCGAAGAACUUCUGAGCAAGUAUCCGGAAGAUGAUACCGGACCAGCCGAUUGUUGGCUAUAUCAGCAGACACUGAGUGUUGCGUUGUGCGCUAAGCUCCCAAGUCCACUAUACAUGAUUUCCCCACGUAUUUGUGAUCGCAAGACACUGGAACACAGGUUUGGAGGGUCUUUUCCAAGCAGGAGCGAGUUGAUUGACAACCUCGACGGCGCUCAAGUGGUCGACCGUAACUACUAG